Molecule: messenger RNA, 1150 nt
Organism: Tachyglossus aculeatus (Australian echidna)
Lineage: Eukaryota; Metazoa; Chordata; Mammalia; Monotremata; Tachyglossidae
Gene: POPDC2
Product: popeye domain containing 2
Exons: 3
Coding region: 52-1029 (325 amino acids)
Cellular component (GO): sarcolemma
Molecular function (GO): cAMP binding
Source: RefSeq, a predicted model, not a curated record
CUGGUGCCCCCAUGGCGGGCCGGCCCUGAAGCCGGGCGGUCACCCCGGGAGAUGGGCCGCAACGCCAGCGUCCUGGCGCAGCUGCUGAGCCCGGGGGCGGGCCCGUGCGGCGGCUGGGCGGGGGGCCCGCAGGGAGCCCCCUACCACCUGGGCAACUGCUUCUUCCUCCUGGGCUACAUGGGGGGCAGCGGCCCCCACGGCUCCCUGUACGUGUUCGGCCUGCUGGCCGCCGGCUUCCUCUGCUCGGCCCUCUGGGCCUGGCUCGGGGCCUGCCAGCCGGACCUCGGGGCCUGGAGCGCCCUGCUGGGCCUGGCCUGCCUCCUCCAGGCAGCCCACCUGGUCUACCGGCUGCGCCAGGAGACCCUCCGGGAGGAGUUCGCCCGCCUCUACGAGGCCCUGGGGCUGCCCCUGAGGGUGCCCCUGCCCACCUACCGGGAGGUGGUGCGCUGCUGUGAGGAGCGGGUGCUGCCCCUGGCCCUGGGGCAGACCUACGCCGUGGAGGGCGAGACCCCCAUCGACCGCCUGUCCCUGCUGCUGUCGGGCAGGGUGCGCGUCAGCCAGGACGGCCAGUUCCUGCACUACGUCUUCCCCUACCAGUUCCUGGACUCCCCGGAGUGGGAAUCGCUGCGGCCCGCGGAAGAAGGGAAGUUCCAGGUGACCCUGACGGCGGAGACGGAGUGCAGCUACGUGUCGUGGCCUCGCGGCCGGCUGAACGCCCUGCUGGGCCGCCAGCGCGACGUGUCCGGCCUGUUCUCCGCCCUGCUGGGCCACGACAUCUGCGAGAAGCUGUACGCCCUCAACGACAAGCUCUUCGCCAAGUUCGGCCUCCGCUUCGACAUCCGCCUCCCGAGCCUCUACCGCGUGCUGGGGCCCGCUCCCGCCCCGGCGCCCGACGGGGAGGCCGCCGAGCCCCCCGCCCCGGACCCUGCCCGCCCCGCUGACGACGACGCCGGCCUCCUGCUGGAGGAUUUUUCCGAGAUGCCGGGCUCCUUUAUGGAUUACGGGAGCGAGGGGGAGUAUUUGAGAUGAGGGCCGGCACGUGCCGGGGAGGGGGCCUCUCGGCAUUUCUUCUAGACCGCUGUCGGGUAGGGACCGUCUCUCUGUGUUGCCAAUUCGGACUUCCCAAGCGCUUAGUGCAGUGCUCGGCACA